CUGUUCUUUCUUUCAAUUCAAUUGACCCUAAACUCCCCCCAAGCCCUUGCGAUUUUUCUGUUCCUCUUCGGUUCAUCCGCCUUCUUCUAGAAUGGGACAUUCUAGAAAGGGGCUCUUCGGUGGCUCUCCUUACAGUCCGGAUCGAUGGGCUUUUGAUCGGCUUGGUCUCGACGCGGCGGAAAGGCGACUCACAACCCUCGCCGCCAACCCAGAAAUGCUCCAACGAGAGAGGCACCGCUUCAGCAUCUCUCCGCCACCGCCGCGUGCCUCGCCGACUUCCUCGAAGCUCAGCAACGAUGUCUCGACGAUCAGCGACGAGCCAAUGCCCAGUCUGAAGCCCGGAGAGCGGGAAGAGAUGGAAGUGUACUUAGAGAGGAGAUGCUCACGUGUGUCGGAACAGUUCGUCGCCGAAGUGUCCAUGGAGAACAGGCGCCUAUAUCCAGAAUUGACCUGUGUCAUCUUGUGCGAGUUCGACGGAGUGGCGGCAGAGAAAGUCAAGGCGGACUGGAGAGCUCAGGGAAUAUGGGACGAGCGGUGGGGCAGCACAUAUUUGAUGUACAGGGGAAAGUGGAAGCACGAGCAGCCGCUCACCGACGAUGAAGAAGAGGGCGGCGAAGAAAAUGGCGAUGGCAAGACGGAGCUGCUCGAACCCGCCUCGGAAUGCAGGCCUCACCGUCCCCCUUCAGGCCUCUUCUCUACCCAGCCACCACCGUCGCCACCUAAGCCGCCGACGACGAAGAAUAAGAAGGACAGGAAGACGCGGGAGGCGGCAGAACGAGACCGCGACGCGUCCCGCCCGUUCCAGCGCUUCAUCUACUUGGUCUCGAGAGAACGCGAGCGAAUCCUGGCCACCGCUGGCUCGACCGGCCCCGACUCGACCGGCCCUGCGACUGCCCCCCUCGACAUCAAUACGCAGGCCUACACGAACGUCAAGGCCAACUGGGUCGAACGGGGCCUCUGGUACCGCAAAUGGGGACAACUGCCGGGCAUGAACUGGAAGCACGAAUUCCCCCCCGACCCCGACGAGCGUUGGAUGGAGGGAUAUACGCCGCCUCCCGCGCCGCUCAGAAGCCCGCCACCCAUCUUUGGCGUAAAUCCUCCCAUGGCGGACGGCCCAGGAGGCACCCAGGAAGUCGCCGACCCUUCUCCCGCGGGCGGAAACUCACCUCUAAUCCUCCGAUCGGAAGUGCCACGCCGACGUGGCCACGUAUCUCCAGCCGAGGUCUACCCUACCAUAGAGACUCCCGACGAAGUCUCGGUUUCCAUCGCCAAAUUGCUCGCUUCACCCGCGACGUCCCCCGACCCGGAGCAAGGCCCUAGGCGGGCAGGCGGCAUCAGGUCGUCUCUCCGGAGCAGAAAGCUUGACUUGGUCGUAUCCGGGAGCAUCUCAAAAGCCAGCAAAGGGCGAAGUCCCGCCGGACGCCGGACUCGCUCUCGUAAGACACCGGUUUUCGUCGCCCAGGUACAGGGUCAGGCCAAAACACGUCGGAGCGCCCGCCUACAGGCGCUCAAUUUGAAGAUGCCCCAGUCGAUGGCGACGCGGGAUGUAGGAAGUGCGAAGAGUGUUGCCGAGUGUCAGGAGAUUAACAAACUUCAACGCACCACGCGUGGAAAGAGGAUGGAGAUGUGA
This is a messenger RNA of Ilyonectria robusta, 1630 nucleotides long. RefSeq lists its product as uncharacterized. NCBI's taxonomy places the organism in Eukaryota, Fungi, Ascomycota, Sordariomycetes, Hypocreales, Nectriaceae. The transcript has a single exon. The coding region runs from base 92 to 1630 and encodes 512 amino acids. The record is from RefSeq and is a predicted model, not a curated record.